AUGGCGGGUGAGUGCGCUUGCACACUUUACGCGUCGACCCCCGAUGUCGAGGCGUCGUACUCCGCCAUCAUCGACGAGAUCCUGCGAGCCAGCGAUCUUAACACCAUCUCCGCGAAGCGCAUACGAAAGGGCCUCCAAGAGCGGGUCGAACACGACACCACACACCAGAAGGAUGCCAUCACCGACCUGAUCAUGAAGCGCUUCGACGCCUUCAACUCCUCCAAUCCCAGCCCUCCCUCGCCCUCAGACCCCAUCCCCACCGUCGAAAACGGCACAUCUACCUCCUCCGCCAAGCGCUCGCCCGCCUCGGAAUCCGCCCUCUCUGACCUCGAAGACGCCGCGCCACCCAAGAAGAAGACUAAGAAGACGCGCCCCAAGGAAGACGACGACGCUGCAUACGCUAGGAGACUGCAGCAGGAAGAGAACAGCCGCAUGCGCAGUACGCGCGGGGGGAACACGAAGAAGCGCGCGCCCUUGCCGAAGAAGAAGACGAAAAAGAAGAGCAGCAACAAAGUCAAGGACGAGGAUGACAGUGACAUCGCGAGCGGGAGUGGUGCGGAGAAGAAGAGUCCAAGUAAAAAGGGGGGAUUUCAUCUCUCCCGCCCCCAAACCGUCAAGAAAAUCUGGGAAUACGUCAAGCAGCGCGACCUCCAGGACCCCGCCGACAAGCGCCAGAUCCGCUGCGACGACGCCAUGCGCGCCGUCUUCAAGCAGGAUCGCGUCCACAUGUUCACCAUGAACAAGAUCCUCAAUCAGAAUCUGUAUGCCGUCGAUGAAAUCACCGCGCCGCCGGCAACGGUGGGCGUGGAUGUCGAUGUCGAGGCGUAG
Molecule: messenger RNA, 828 nt
Organism: Parastagonospora nodorum SN15
Lineage: Eukaryota; Fungi; Ascomycota; Dothideomycetes; Pleosporales; Phaeosphaeriaceae
Exons: 4
Coding region: 1-828 (275 amino acids)
Biological process (GO): transcription initiation at RNA polymerase I promoter; nucleolar large rRNA transcription by RNA polymerase I
Cellular component (GO): RNA polymerase I upstream activating factor complex; nucleus
Molecular function (GO): RNA polymerase I cis-regulatory region sequence-specific DNA binding
Source: RefSeq, a predicted model, not a curated record